AUGUGGGUCGUUGUGAUAGUGUUUCUCGUCGUUCUGAACAAAGUUUACAUCAAGAGCAGCGCGGAUACGUUUGACUUUGGAUGCAUUUCCACUGACACGGAAGAUUCCUCUCUCGUUCAUUCCAUGUUGUUUAAGGAAAUCGCAACAUUUGAUGCGAUGAAAAAAAUGGGAAUGUGCUCUUUGCGAGGAUGGAAAGGUGUUCUAGGCAGAAAAUUGUUUGUUUUUGCUACAAUCCUCUUCGUCGCAUCAAUUGUUUAUUUUUAUAUAGAUUUUCCAUUGAAAAUAAGUAAUCGAGUUCUAGAAAAUGGAUAUCAUCAACACGAAGAUGAUGUUUAUAAUUAUGAAGAAAUUAUUCAAAAGGAAGAAGGACAAGCUAUAAGUUUCAACAAGUCUUCCAACGACGUGAUCGUAUUUGUCCACAUCCAAAAAACCGCCGGAACUACUUUCGAAAAGUUUCUAGUACGCUACCAACAAAGUCUGCCAUGCAAGUGUCAAGCGCACAAAAAGCGUUGCAAUUGUGGGCGUAAUGCCUCAAAUGAGACGUGGCUGUUUUCCCGAUAUUCAACUGGAUGGGUUUGUGGUCUUCACGCCGAUUUCACUGAAUUGGUUGUCAAUAGUUGUGUUCAACGAGUUUUGGAUAAGCAAGCAGACAUGUCUGUGAUGGGAAACCCGCGUCAAUCAACGACUUGCCAACAUGUUUUGAUCCGCGGAUCGGAUGGGAAGGUGUAUCAUUAG
Messenger RNA from Caenorhabditis remanei, 735 nucleotides. RefSeq lists its product as uncharacterized. The record is from RefSeq and is a predicted model, not a curated record. Gene Ontology annotation, molecular function: heparan sulfate 6-sulfotransferase activity. Gene Ontology annotation, cellular component: membrane. Bases 1 to 735 code for a protein of 244 amino acids. The transcript is spliced from 7 exons. NCBI's taxonomy places the organism in Eukaryota, Metazoa, Nematoda, Chromadorea, Rhabditida, Rhabditidae.